AUUUAAGGUGUGUUCAGUAUUCAAGGUUUGCCAUUUGGUUACUGCUUCAAACAGCAAGCAAGCCACACUCCUACAUCUGCAUCGAUCGAGUUAAUUAACGAACGCGGAACCAGAGAUCCAACAUGACGAAUUUGCAGCAUGUAGCUCUUUUCAUGUUCCUGAUCGUCUUGCCAGUGGGUAGGGAUGUAGUUUUGUUACUUGUUUCUCAGUGCCUUGCAUUAAGUACGUUUAAUUUAUCUGCCAAUCUGCCAAUAGUUUCGCUUUCAUGUUGACAAUGGCGAAGCUCGUAAAGAACCAGAAUUUGAUAAAUUUACGUUUUGAUGAUGACGAGUCAUCGUUGAAAACUGAUGUUUAACAACUAAUCCUGGCUCGGACGCAUAAAGCACCUUUUAAUAAGUCCUUGCCAUGGCUUUCUGUCUUAUUUGUACAAAACACCGGGCGUAUUAGAUGUCGUUAGCAUACGGAGUUGUUCCGUAGGGUGUGCGCAAGGAAUUAAGUUCUUCUGGUGCGGGUGUGUUCUAUUUACUGCAUGCAUCACUUUUUAUCUCGACUUCUUCGAAUCAUCAUAUCUGAGUUGAUUACUGUUAUCUUCCUUUUCCUGUUUUAGUAGGCAGCAGUUUCUUUGCUUUUAUUUUAUAACAGCGUGCGUCAGUACUCUUUUCUGUUUGAAGACUGCUUGCAUUACCUAUUAACGUGAAAUAGUUUCUAAAAAGUUAAGAUUCAAGACAACCGCACACUAGGAAUUUGCAUGGUGAAUGCUCGACUCAGCAGGUCCUAAAGUUUGUUUGCUUUUUUUUCCGAAUAUAACUUUUAAAAAAAACAGUUGCUAAUAUACGCAAUGGUUAGUUUUAUGAUAUCACAACUUUGUAUCCUGUUUGCUACUCUAAAACAUUACAUGUUUUUAAUAUCAUGACAAGUGCAAAAUUAUUGUCUCUUUUAAUUAUUGGUAUGUUGCAACUGCACGUUGUCUCAGGGUAGAUUUCAGUGGGUAGCUAUGACUUCAUGCAAACACAUUACAUACAUACAUACAUACUUUAUUGACUUUCCCAAGGGGCUUUUCAAAGACAAUACAUGAUCCUAUUUACAAUUAAAAAAUGUUUUAAAAUAUAUAUAAAAUUACAAUUCUUUAAGUAAUUUAGUACGUAAACGAGUUUUAAAAACAUCAAUCGAGUUACACAGUUUAAAGGAAUUGUCUAAGGAGUUCCAUAAGUUCACAGUUCUAUAGAAAAAUGUUCUCUGACCGGCAGCUGUUCUAAAAAAGGGAAUUUGUAAAAGCUGUGAAUUUCUGGUGCUACGUCGGCUAACCUCUGCUCGCUUUAUGAAUUUUGAUGUAAGGUAUUCAGGGGCUUGACCGGUCAUACAUUUAAAAGCCAUUGUAGCGCUCCGGUAAUAAAGCUGACUGGGAACUGAAAGCCAAUUUAGCUCCUUGCGAAUUGGUGUAACAUGGUCAAAUUUACGCGCGCCGCUAACAAUGCGGCAUGCGAAGUUCUGCACUGCCUGUAACUUGUUGACAUUACAUUUUGAGGUAUUUGACCAAACAUUGGAGCAAUAAAAUAACCUGCUAAAAACUAAGGAAUUAAUAAUCAUCAAAAGUGUACGUUUGUCGAAGACAUGCUUGACACGGUUUAUCUGGCCAAGGCGGGACAUGCACGAGGAAGCGGUUUUAAUUAUAUGUUCAUCGUAAGUUAAAUUAGAAUCCAAAGUCACACCAAGGUCUUUGGCGGUGUCUGUAGGGACAAUGUCCUUACCCAUAAAGGAAAGGUAACGAAAUUGGAAUUUUGCACGCAUCUGCCUGCUGCCAAAUGUCAUCAACUUGGUUUUGCCAGGGUUUAGUAACAAUUGAUUGUUGGAACACCAUUCCCCUAUUUUAAACAGGUCGUCUUCCAAAUCAGCAAUUGCAUCCAGGUUGGCUUUAAGCUCGAAGGAAGUGAUGAGUUUCGUAUCAUCUACAUAACUCUGGGUGCUGCAUUUCUGUGGGAUCAAUGGAAGAUCGUUCGUAUAUAUGCUAAAAAGAAGUGGGCCCAAGAUGCUUCCUUGAGGAACGCCACUGGUCACAGACAAAGGCUCAGAUAGCGUUGAAUAGAUUCGUACUACUUGUGACCUGUUGCUUAGGUAACUACGAAACCAUUGGAGAGUGUCACUGGAAAUUCCGACAUCUUGCAAUUUUAAAAUUAACGUGUCAUGAUUGACACUAUCAAAGGCUUUGCUCAUAUCUAAUAGUACAACUGCCGUUAACUUCUUUUUAUCGAUGGCGUUAAGAAUUGUGUCUGUUGUUUCAAUGACAGAUGUUUCACAAGAGUGCCAUCUCUUGUUACCGCUUUGAGUCUUUGAUAGGGUGUCAUUUGAUUGCAGAUACGAGGUGAGUUGAUUAUGUACUACCCUUUCGCAAACCUUCGAUAAAACUGGUAGAAGUGAGAUGGGUCUAUUGUUAUUUGCCUGUUCAUGGUCGCCCUCCUUUAGGAUGGGUGUAACCUCGGCUGUUUUCCAUUUUGAUGGAAAAACACAGUUUUGAAAGGAUGCAUUAACGAUAGACGUUAUUGGGUGAACAAUUGGAUUAAGACAGUCUUUGAUGACACGGAUCGGAAUUUUAUCUAUCCCGGGGGCCUUGUUUGAAGGCAUCGCUGCUAUUAUACGCUCUACUUGUUUAUAAUCAACGGUACUAAGUGUGAACUGGUCAGAGGAAGCGUAUUGUCUCGGCACGAAAUAAUUCUGAUUAAGUGUUAAGUUGCAUUCAUUAGCCAGGGACGUAAUUUUGUCAACAGUGCUCUGACCAACAGAUACGAAGAACUGGUUAAAUUCGUCUGCAACAGAUUUGACGCUCUUACUAAAUGUUCGCUGAGAAGUAGAUUUAUUGGGGACACACUGGCGGAUUGCUUUCCAGAUAUUAUUGGUGUUAUUUGGGUUCCUUUGGAUUUGUUCAGCAACAAAUUCUCGUUCAGCAAUUCUAAUUUCCCUCUUUACUUCCUGUCUGAAAUAUCUGUAGGCAGUCCAGGAUAGCGGGUCAUUUGUUUUCUUUGCUUUUUUUACGCCAAUCAUCCCUGGUCUUCAUCAAUCCGCGGAUGUUGUCGGUUACGCAUGGGUUUGGCUUACAGCGUGCUUUAAAGGUUUUAACUGGAGCAUGACGGUCGAGUAUCUCAGUAAACAGCGAAUCAAAUGCAUAAAUUUUAUCCUCGACAUCGUCGAAAACAUCGACUAUGGACCACGGUGCCAAUGAUACGUCGUUGCUGAAAUCAAUAGGACUGUAGUGUUUAAAACUUCUGGUAGUAAUAUAAAUGGGUUUGGAGCGCGCCUUCUUCAAUCUUAAGGUGACAUAAAUUAGCUCAUGGUCGCUGAUCGAGCUUUCCAUAACUGUAGCCGUUUGGACUUGUCUUGUAUCCGAUGCAAGGAUAACAUCUAAAAUUGAUUUCGAAGUCUCUGUAACUCGUGUUGGUGUGUUGAUCAAUAUUGACAAGUUAUAGGAACGGCAAAAAAGUUAACAAGGGCUUUAGCUCCAGGAUCGUCGCUAUUCUCAAGUCUGCAGUUCAAAUCACCUAAUAGAUAAAUUGGAACAUUAAACGACGAGGCAUAAAUAAAGUUCUCUGUAAGAUCUGAAUCGAAACAAGAUAAAGAAGUGUCCGGUGGUCUAUAGGUUGUACAGACAAGGAAGGACUUCAUGUUUCUGACGUGGAUUUUUAGCCACAGUUGAUGGAAGCCAGAGGCCGUGAUAAGAGAAAUGUCACUCAAGUACUCCGUCCUGUAAUUUCGUGAGACAUAAGCACAUACUCCACCGCCAACCCUCGCCUGUCGGUCGAUUCGGUAGAUAACAUAGCCAGGGAUUUCUAUCUCCAAAUCCGUAACUGAACUGUUGAGCCAUGUUUCGGAUACGGUAAAUAUAUCAAACUUAUUUUCCAGUACCGCAUUCUUUACAAGAACGAAAUGCUCACGACAUUUGAGCGAGCGAACAUUAAGAUGUGCGAUUUUAACAUUGCCAUUUGACUUUUCUGACUUGUCUCCACUAGAGCAGUUUGCAGGUCCAGGGUUAAGUUCCACAUCAUGUAGCAGUUGUAUAACAGGUCUAAAGGUAGAGGUUGAGUUGGCGUAGUAGGCUGUAGUAGCGCUUGCUCGUUUCACUCUCAUACUGAUAGUGACAUGCACGUGUGUCCGCCAUUUUGUACAGUGUCUCGUAUCCCAGUUUACCUCUUUAACCGACGAGGAAUGCGGGAAACAUAGACCAAAGUACUCGCUGGUAAAAGAAUAAUCUUGUUUAUCUUUCCUCAAGGUAUGAACAAGACACAAAAUAAGUACAAGUCCAAUAACUCGCGAGCUCAGAAUCGCACGUCUGCCUUCCUUCAUGAUCGCGCUCGAAGGGAGGGGACAUUGCGGAAACUAAUGAUCAAUCUGUAGCAAAGAAUUGUUAGCCUUUAUUGAUCUAGUUCUUCUUUAAUUAAUUUCCACUGCAGUGAUUUCCCGAAAAUGUUAUCAGUGUACCAGUACGCAAUCUUUCCAAGAUUGUGACGCCGGACGAUACAAAGUAAGUUGUUUUAACUCCCAGUACUGUGCCAAGGUAAGAGUCAAUGUCACCUCUGGUAGCAUCACGGGCGAGGGAUACGCUGAAGGAUGCGCUAACACCUGCUCAGCAUCAGCUGUUCCACUAUGCAACAAAACUGGAGUCAAGUGUGAAAUGAAUUGUUGCUCUUCUGACUACUGCAAUGGAGGCUCAGGUCCUAUGGUCAGCGGGAUUCUUUUAAUUGCCACCUUCACUGCCAGCAUUAUGUAUCUGUUUGGAUGUUAAUGAAAACACUAAUAAGCCAAACUUUCUGAAGAUCACAACUAAUUAUGUUAUAGAAGUAGUUAUUACCUUUUUCUGAGAGUAAGUUAAAACUGCACAUGUAUAAAUAGCUUUACAAUUGAGAAAUAAAAAAUCUGCACGUGUAAUUGCUUAGGGGGC
Molecule: messenger RNA, 4927 nt
Organism: Porites lobata
Lineage: Eukaryota; Metazoa; Cnidaria; Anthozoa; Scleractinia; Poritidae
Source: the annotation of a GenBank genome assembly